Messenger RNA from Meriones unguiculatus (Mongolian gerbil), 1106 nucleotides. Its product is annotated as schlafen family member 2-like. The transcript is spliced from 2 exons. NCBI's taxonomy places the organism in Eukaryota, Metazoa, Chordata, Mammalia, Rodentia, Muridae. The record is from RefSeq and is a predicted model, not a curated record. The coding region runs from base 95 to 1096 and encodes 333 amino acids.
ACGAACCCCGGAAUGGUUGUGAGCUGAAUGAAAGAAUAAAGAAAUUUCAAAAAGGAAAGGAUUUCAUCUGGGAAACACAGUGAGUGCUUGGAAAAUGAAUGUCAGUGUCGAUCAAGAGACAGACUACGCUGAACUGGUCCUAUCCCCAGGAGAAGUCACACUUGGAGAGAAGAAUAGGAAGUUGAUGAAGAAUUGUGACCUGAGAAGAAGAGAGGCCAAAAAUAUCUCACUGGCUGUGUGUGCUCUGCUGAAUUCUGGAGGGGGCGUGGUCAAGGCUCCCAUUAAAAAUCAAAACUACAGCUUCACCAGAGAUGGGAUAGGACUGGACUUGGAAGAUUCUUUACGUGGUAUCCUGCCAUUAAUUCAUCAACACCUAGACUUCAUGCAGGACAGAUGCUACUUUUUCAUUUUUGUGAAAGCAUGGACACGGAAUAACUUACUUCAGCGUAUCACCACCAAGAAAACUAAUUUCUACAAGAGAAAAUUGUCAUUUUCAGUUGAACUGAAAGCGCCUGAAGCAGUGCAGGUCCUCAGAGCCGUGAAGCACUCUCAAGAGACAUCAGGGUCCAGACAAAGUUCCUGUAAUGAAGUACCAAAUGAAUGUGUUGACUUAUUUAACAGGGCAUGUUUGUCCUAUGAGGAGACAUUCUGUUUUGCCGAAUCCAUACAUGCUGAAGUUAAACUGUCCCCCAAAGAAAAUAUUUUAGAGAGUCUCCCUCAAACUAUCUCUGCAUUUGCAAACGCAGAUGGGGGAUAUUUGUUCAUUGGUUUAGAUGGGAAGAAGCAGCGAAUAAUUGGUUUUGAGGCAGAAAAGAGGGAUCUUGUGCAUCUAGAGAAUGAAAUAGAACAGUGCAUCCAGCAGCUGCCUGUCACUCACUUCUGUGAGGAGAAGGCGAACUUAAAGUACACGUGCAGAUUCAUCGAAGUGCACAGACCAGGAGCUGCGUGUUCAUAUGUCUGUGCGCUGAGAGUGGAGAGAUUCUGCUGUGCAGUGUUCGCUGCAGAGCCUGAGUCCUGGCAUGUGGAAGACGGCUGCGUGAAGAAGUUUACUGCCGAGGAGUGGGUCAAGCUCCAGAUGGAUCCCACUGCAGUUUGAGGAGAGGAGA